Mytilus trossulus (common blue mussel) is the source of this 1933-nucleotide messenger RNA. RefSeq lists its product as uncharacterized. Gene Ontology annotation, cellular component: nucleus. Gene Ontology annotation, biological process: response to oxidative stress. The transcript is spliced from 13 exons. The coding region runs from base 268 to 1722 and encodes 484 amino acids. NCBI's taxonomy places the organism in Eukaryota, Metazoa, Mollusca, Bivalvia, Mytilida, Mytilidae. The record is from RefSeq and is a predicted model, not a curated record.
CCGCUUUCGGUUCAUCCAAAAUCUAGUUAGGACUAACUUGGCGACACAAAUAUUCACAACAUGUCAUGAUAAAAUGGUUGAUGUUUCAGUAAUAUUUUAUAAAAAUGAUGACUUUGAAGUGUUUGAAAAUGAUAGUGUUUAAACAGUUUCAAUAACUUAUUUUUAGCUAUUUAUAGUUUCAGUCAAGUUAAACGUUUGUAAAAGAAAAAAGUGUUUUUUUCUGGAGAAAUAGACCAGAAGGAUAUUAUUAUAUGUGUUCGUGAAGGAAUGGGAAAUUCCAGCUCACAUAGUCAUGAUGGACAUAGCCAAAGGAAAGGAUCAGAAUCAUCUAUGGACACUGGAUCUUCGGCUUUUUCCGGUCGGACUGGUUCAAAAAAGAAUUCUGCAUGUCUGAUUAAAUUAUUUCAGAAAUUAGAACUAACAGCUGAUGAAAACAACCACCAUCCAGGAGAACUGACCAGAACUACUUUUGAGAAUGCCUUCCAUGGACCCCUUCAUACUUUUGGGAAAUUGCUGUACAAACAGAUGUGUAAUUUCCACGGUACUUCUGACCGAGAGAGAAUUACUAAGGAACAGUUUGUUAAGUCAGGGAAAGAACUGCUUAAAAUGUUUGAUGAACCUUCUCAACAUAAAUACUAUUUCAAAUUAUUCUGUGAUGGAAAGGAUUACUUAAAUAAAGAAGAUGGCUUGCAGAUGGUGAAUGUAUCUUAUUGUCUGACUCUAGGAUCCUCCAGUAUAAAGUAUACAAAGAGUGUUAACGAUGAUAAAGUAUUUGAAAGUAUUGUUCAUGGGAUGUUUGGACCUCAUGAAGAAUUAUGUUAUGAUGACUUCAAGAAAUGGACCAAUCACAACUUACCUCAUAUUUACUGUGGUGUACACAAUUGGGUGUAUACUAUCCUGACAGGAUCUAAAAUGCCUUCAGAACAGGAAACUGCUCCUGUUCCAGAACUUGAGAAGUUUGAGCAGGAUAAACAUUGUAUGAGUAUGGGAAUGGUGUGGGCAUUGUCAGCAGUUAUACCAGCUAGUUAUACACAUAUAGAUCAGAAAGAAGAACAGUCAGAAUUUAAAAACCCAUUACUGACAUCAUUUAACUUAUUAAUGAAAAUAGCUAGAUUGAGCAGAUGUCAAAGCUGGACCUCUUUAUAUAAUAGUAGUGAACAUGGACUCUCACUUAAUAGGUUUACAAAUCACGUUAUAUCAUAUCACGGUCCCACCAUAACAUUGUUGUCAUUUGAAGGCAGAAAUAUAUACUGUAUAGCACAGGAUACAGGAUGGCGGGAAGGUACUCACAGAUUUGGAGGAGAGGAUACUAUGCUAUUACAAAUUACACCAGUAUUUAGAGUAGUACAAGCCGGUGGACCUAUGGUAUUAUGGAAUGAAUAUUCAAGAGAUAUCAGACAAGGAAUACAUGUAGGAAAAGAUCCUAAAUCUUUAAUUAUAGUUAUCCCAUCAGAUUUUGACAAGGUGGAGCAUUAUGGAGUGAAUUGUGGCAUUAAUAAAUUGGAGGUGUGGGGUUGUGGAUCAACUGCUACAAAAGAUAAACAAAAUGAACAGAAACAAUGGGAGAAAAAAGAAACAGAAAAACAUAAACAGAGAAAGAUUGAGAGAAAGUUUAGCCGAUUGAAACUAGAACAGGAUUGGGAUGAAAAUCCAGACAAACAGAUUUUAAAUUGGGGAGGAAUUAAAACUGAACACCAAUAUUCACAAGGAGGAAACUUUUAGAAUUAUCUCCCCUUAGAACUUGAAGAGUUAUCUACCUUUGUAUGGUGCUGAAGAAAUCCAUGUCAAUUUGCAACACAAUCAUUAUUUAGAUAAUAGUUUUUUUCAGUGUAUCAAAGUCCCUACCUACAUAUAGCUAGUAUUAAACAUGAUAUUUAUAUCAACUUUGCAUUUACAUUUGUUGUAUUACUCAUCACAAAAUGUUUCAAAAUAU